ACGUCAUAUCUCCCUGGAUUCACAUUUAGAGUGGUAAAGUUGUUGUUUGACUCGUCUACAAUGUACAUACGGGACACAUGUGAGGCCAACGGUGUGUUCUUUUGAACAGGAAGGGGACGACAGGGAAGGGCAUGUUUUGCUUCAAUUAAGCCGAUAUAAUGGGCUGCACAUCUAGUACCUAUCCGGCUGGUACAAAACAGAAGAAAAUACGACAGAUACACGUGAACAUGGUGAACAAAUUGAUGGACAUCAUCAGUCCGAAUUUCCCAACGACCUGGACCCUCCUGCUGAACGCUUUGUCUCCGUACCUAGGCAAUGAACAACUACACGGCCAGAGUGUCACAGACAUCUCAAACAUAUGUAGGAGCUUGAUGGCUAAGCAGAUUAUCUCCUAUGGGUCGUAUGAUAAAUUAUAUACUGCGGUAGACGACAUCGAUAGCAAUGCAGCGGUGGUCAUCUCUUCUGCAGUAGCAUCAAUCCAAGCCCUGAUUUUGGAAGCUCUACCGAUAGGUGUAUUUAUGCAUCUACUCACUAUAACAAGAAACGACACAAAACGGACUGUGAAUGAAAAAGGCCAUCCUCAAAGAGGGUAAAACAGAGGGAGACGUUUCUAAUGAAGUGAUAGGAGACAGAUCUGACAAAACCUUACCAAUCAAAGGAGUGUACUGUACAAAGUUCUCGUCCAGGAUCAUUAGCGAUACUAAAGAAGGGAGCUACAUGGUCCAGCGUAUGGUUACGUUACCGAAUGAUCGAGUGAUUGUGUUGGAUAGGGAUAACACGAAACUAAAACUGUUUAGUUCUGAAUACAAGUUCAUGCACUCUGUUUGUGUGAGCGGGUUCCCUGUGGGAUUGACGGUAGUGGAUGAGUCUACGGUAGCCGUGUCGGAUGAAAGCACAAACUGCAUCGCACUGUAUACAGUACAUAACAUUGUAAACAAGUCCGCGUCAAUACAGUGUGGAAGGGAGGGCGGGUACCUCAUGGACAUUUCAUAUAGCAAUCACCAUUUUAUUUGUCUAAAAUUUAAUUAUGCUGACAAAGUAAGAACAAUAGAACGUGUUAGCAUGACCGGACAAAGAGAGACAGUGUUUAAGGGUCAGGAAUGGUGUGACAUAGGCUACCAUGUUAUUGCAAGGGAGAACAGGUUUUAUACAACGGAGUGUGUGAGGGAUACAGUUAGAUGUAUGACGUAUGAUGGGAAGGUAUUGUGGAAGAGGAAGACACCUUUUGGACCGAUGGGGAUAACCGUUGUGAGAGGGACACUGUGCGUCGUGGCGUUAACGAAGGGUGUGGUAUGUCAGCUAUCUCUAGACGGUGAGAGGUACGAUCACCAAGUAAUACAAGGCGUAACUAAACCUUACAUCUACUGCAUCUGUUACCAAAGUGUGAGAAAGAGACUCUUGGUGUCAAGUAGUAUCCCUGGCGAACCAAUCAAAGUGUAUACGAUCAGCUGAUACCUGUUCCCAUUGCUAUGUAUACGCAGGGACAAGGACAUUUGCUACAGUUGACAUGAUUGGACCUAAAUCUUAUUUUCCCAACGACAGUUACAUUUUUUGCAUCCACCAAAAAUGUGAAUUUUGAUGCAAAAAAGUUACGUGGGAUUGAUUUUCGACCUUUUUCAUGCUUUGCGUAUGUAUGUACGACCAAUGGUUGUGGCAUUUUUACCGAGAUUUGAUCAAAACCCCUAAGAUGUUUAAAUUUUGAGAACAUUUGGUCCAAACAAUACAUCUGUAACAAAUUUGCUAGUUCCUGCGGGUGUCACCGACAUUUUUUGUGUUGUUACCUGCAAGGUUUUCCGUUCGAUGGUUGUUGCCGCCUUGUGAUACAUGUAUGAUAUUUUAAUGACGGCAUGUUCUUACCGAGGCUGUUAUUGUCAAGCCUUCAAUAUGAAGAAGUGUUGUAAGCUCGUGUAGCAACUAGUUUUGUUGAACUGAUACCUCAUUAAAUGUUGUUUCUAUAUUUGUACACAAUUUUAUCUUUUAAUGGGCAUUUUUGGCUAUCAUUUGUACAGAUACAAAGUAUUUCAGUGUUUUUGUUCAGCUUGCAUAGGGGUGAAAUAUAAACAGUAUCAUUAGAAAUCAGUUUUACAUGUACAUGGUUUCAAAAAAUCAUACUUUUACAGAUUAUGUCGACUUUUUACACUUUAAAGUCAUAAUUAUGAGCUCGUCUUGAUGAUUUUCUGCUGCAUUCAUUUAUAAGUGUACUUGUUUACAAAAUAAUUUAACUUCUAACGAUUAUUAUAUUUCAAAUCAUAACUAUGAUCUCAGUCAGUUGAUGUGUGGUUUUAUUUAUAUUGUAUCAAGUCUUCAAACAGAUAUUCACUGUUAUUGAUGUUUUCAUGUAAAAUCUGCUGAUAUAUGAUCUACAAGGUAAAAGUGACGAUAUACAUUUAUUUAGUGAUUAUAUAAGCAAAUUCCGCUUUAAAUUAAAAAGCAAUAAAAACAGUAGCUUUGCUUUUGCAUA
Messenger RNA from Mizuhopecten yessoensis (Yesso scallop), 2461 nucleotides. RefSeq lists its product as uncharacterized. The transcript is spliced from 5 exons. Bases 159 to 593 code for a protein of 144 amino acids. The record is from RefSeq and is a predicted model, not a curated record. Lineage: Eukaryota; Metazoa; Mollusca; Bivalvia; Pectinida; Pectinidae.